Molecule: messenger RNA, 1695 nt
Organism: Pomacea canaliculata
Lineage: Eukaryota; Metazoa; Mollusca; Gastropoda; Architaenioglossa; Ampullariidae
Product: ADP-dependent glucokinase-like
Exons: 6
Coding region: 119-1555 (478 amino acids)
Biological process (GO): glucose metabolic process
Cellular component (GO): endoplasmic reticulum
Molecular function (GO): ADP-specific glucokinase activity
Source: RefSeq, a predicted model, not a curated record
UUGGUUUUUCUGCUGGCCAUGAUUUGCCCCGUGCCACAAGCUGAGCGACUGCACAACACGUCAACAGUGAGGUGUGUGUCGUGCUGUGGCUCUCCUCCACUGUCAGCGAUCUCUAACGAUGACAGGCUUGCCGAAAGGUGUUGUUCUUGCAACAGUGGUGAUGGUGACUUCAUACCUGUACUUACAAUGGAUUCCUGCAACAUUUGAUGUGGAGAAUUUGGAUUUGAUUGAAUCGAAAGUUUUGAAGUUCUGGUCAGAAAACAUAAGAUGGCCUUCCAAGAACUUCACGCGACUUGCUGUCGGCAUCAAUGCAGAUGUAGAUCUGAUCGUGUCUGGUGUGGAUCUGCUGACAAAGCUUGGUCAAGUGCCAGGAAAGGAGAGGAACCAUAAUGCACUGCGCAGUGUCUCUGAUCUUCAAGAAACGUUUACCUACUUUUUCACUAGAGGUUGUGCUGCAGAACGCAUCUUUGCAGACUCACAGGCUUACAGGGACAUUGUCAAGGCAGCUAUUUCUCUAGAUAAAGUUGAAAAAUAUAUUGGUGGUAAUGCAGCCCUGAUGGCCAAGAUAACAGCCAGUCUGUUUCCUGAAGUGAAGAUUCAGUUUGUAGGGCCUGUGGGACCACGUCUUCAGCGACUGAUGCCAAAGAAUGUUGAAAUUCCCUCUUCUAGUCUCGUCUCUGACGAUGAGUACCAUCUCAUCAUGGAAUACAAGCAAGGACAGACAUGGGGUGCAUCAACAGCUCCAGUUGCUACUCGCUUCAUCUGUAGUUACGAUGCUUCCAACUCCCAAAUGACAAUGCUGGAGACUUUCUUUGCAAGUCUUCCACAGUUUCAACCAGACAUCAUUAUUCUGUCUGGUCUGCACAUGCUAGAUGGACAAAAUGAAGAUUUCUUUGCAUCACGCUUGGAUGUGUUGGUGUCGGGGCUACAGCAAGUUGAUUCAGCUGUACCUGUUCACCUAGAAUUUGCCAGCAUGGCCACCCAAGAUUUCAUUAAAGCCAUCCUAGAAAAGGUUUUACCAGAAAUUACAUCCCUUGGCCUUAACGAGCAGGAGCUAGCAUUUGCUGCUGAGGUAGCAGGUGGUCCCUAUGGUAACCAGGCAGAGCACAAGGGCCAGCCUCUGAUUCAUGAAAUGUCUGACAUUAUCUUGUGGCUUCUUGGCAAAUAUGGUAAAUCAUCCAAAAAUCCUACCUCAAGACUGACUCGUGUGCACUUCCACUCAUUGACUUACCACAUUGUUGGGGCACACAGAUCUCACUGGAGCAAUAUCAUGUCAGCAACAAUGGCUGGAACUCGCAUUGCUGGCAUGCAGGCAUGUGAUGUGCAAGAUCCUGAUCCUGAUAUUGUGGAUUUGAGAAUUCCCUUGGAGUUUCAGUUGUUUUCUGGUGAUAACAAGCGCAGAUUUGAUCCAGAAACAUCCACAUACACUUGGACAAUUGGUGAUUACAACUUUGUGUUCAGCCCAGUAUUAGUAUGUAAGCAGCCGGUUAAAACUGUGGGUCUUGGGGAUGCCAUUUCAGCCACUGGUUUAAUGUUUUCACAGUUUAUCCCUUAAUGACAGUAGAUGUUAGAGAGACAUUUGCACAAAACUAAUGAGUGCAGUAAAUGAAUAAAUGGAUGAGCAAAUGGUGCAUUUGGAUGUUAAACAUCAAAAAGAAAUUUUCUGCUUGAACUUGAGUAAACAAACUCUUUGCA